Molecule: messenger RNA, 951 nt
Organism: Fulvia fulva
Lineage: Eukaryota; Fungi; Ascomycota; Dothideomycetes; Mycosphaerellales; Mycosphaerellaceae
Exons: 2
Coding region: 1-951 (316 amino acids)
Source: RefSeq, a predicted model, not a curated record
AUGGUCCAUAUUCUCAACACAUCAUGUGAAACGCAUGUGCGGCAGCACCGUCGUCUUCACAUGCUAACCUUUAGCCGACCUUCUCUUCAUACGCCUCCUCAAUUCUGCAUUCUUCUGCCUCUGUCCACUUCACAUCGAGUCCACCGCAACUUCACUCGAAACUCUCCACCUCACUUAUCGACUACAAAACCCGUGUCACACGUCAACGUGUUCAACAUGUCGGAACAAACACUACAGGAACUGCAAAGACUGCCGAGUGACCUCGUGGCCGAUGUACCACCUACAAUCGCAGCGUCCAAUGUCGGCUCUCCCUUCUUCACCAAACUUCCAGCCGAACUACGCGUCAACAUUUACGAGCUCGUCCUCGCCCGAGAUGAAGACGACCCCUUCGAGACACAAUCUACCAUUCUCGAAGAACCUAGCCGCAUCUCUAGAGAUCCGCCCAAAAAGGACUCAAUGCCGCCUCUAGUCUACCUCUCACGCCAGAUCCGCCACGAAGCAAGUCCCAUCUUCUACGGUACCUCCCAGUUUAUCGCUACCUGCGACGCAGGCCAGCCCUAUCCGUUCCCACCCUCCGAAGUCGCCGAUUGGCUUUAUGACAUUGGUAAAGAGACCGCUGCCGAGAUUAAGAGGCUUGACGUCAGAUUCACGGCUCAGACGCUGGGGGAGUUGGAGAUUUGGUUGUGGGAGUUGUCCCCACUCUACGGCCGAGAAAAUUAUUGGAUCAGUGGUCGUAUGCCGGAGCCCACUAGGGAGCGCUUCUGGUGUGUCAUGCGUCUUGGGGAGUAUGGGCUGGAAGAGAGAGGCGUGAGGGUUCUGUAUGACGGGAAUGAGGCGGGAAUGAGGCGGGAGUGUGGAGGGAGUUGGGAUGAGGAGUUUGUGCAGUGGACGCCCCAUGCGACUUCGAGACGAGAAAAAUGUGUGAACAUCAUACCCUCAUACACAUCAUAA